AUGGGAAAGGACUCCAAAGAUCAGCCCGAUGCCGGGUUGAAGAGUCUCAACCACUAUUCAAGCCGACUACCCCUCUGGCGCUACUGGCCGAGACAGAAACUCCUCCCUCUGAUCCGAUAUGAAACGCCAUACCUUGCCUGGGUCCAGGAGAAAGUCCGUACCCCGACGCUGGAUUCCUAUUUUGCCUUCACAGCCAACCUCGGCACCCACACGUUUUUCAUGGUCUUCUUGCCCUUCCUCUUCUGGUGCGGUCAUACCAGCUUAGGGCGCGGACUAGUACACAUUCUGGCGGCAGGUGUCUUCUUCAGCGGUUUCAUUAAAGACUUGCUGUGUCUUCCUCGGCCCUUAUCUCCGCCGCUUCAACGAAUUACACACUCCGGCUCUGCUGCCCUGGAGUAUGGCUUUCCCUCGACGCAUUCCACCAACGCUGUCUCGGUUGCCGUGUACGCUAUUCUCGUGCUAAAUUCACCCGAUUCGACCGUUAGCCCACAGACGAGCCUCUUCCUCCAAGUUGUUACUUAUCUAUAUGUGACCUCCAUUGUGUUGGGCCGCUUAUACUGCGGUAUGCACGGGAUGCUGGACUGUGUUGUUGGCUGCGUGUUGGGUGCAUUAAUCGGCCUCGCCCAAUUUAGCUGGGGCCCCGCAUUUGAUGAUUACAUCCUGUCUUCCUCGCUGAGGGAGAUCCUCGUGAUCCCCAUUGCUAUCCUAGUCAUGGUCCGCAUUCAUCCAGAGCCGGCCGAUGAUUGCCCCUGCUUCGAUGACAGUGUCGCAUUUGCGGGUGUAACGCUUGGCGUGGACGUCGGUUCCUGGUACUUCACCCAAUCCGACCUCGCGUGGUCCGAACCCCUUCCGGGCACUAUUCCGUACGACUACCAAACUAUUGGUUUCCCUAAGACCGUGAUCCGUCUUGUGGUUGGUGUGCUGUGUGUUUUUGCUUGGAGAGAAAUCACCAAGCCGACUUUGUUGCGCAUUCUCCCGCCCAUUUUCCGCAGCCUGGAGAAACUCGGUCUUCUCUUGCCCCGUCGUUUCUUCACCACUGCCUCGCGCUAUACCACUGUUCCCUCCAACUUGAAGGACAACGAGGUCUUCCCUAACUUCUCCGACAUUCCUUCCAUCCUCACUACCAUCCGACACCCUAGGCGACGGGCCAUCUCCGUUGGACCACAGUCAGCAGCCGAUGCGUACGAGACUCUCGCAUACCGGGAGAAGCGCCGCCGCGAAAGCCAAUCGGGCGGCAGCCGCGGGUCCCCUGCCGACGGGGACAACAAAGUCAAUGGCAACCCCAUGCUCGCUCGAAAGACGUCCAAGCUGGACGACUACGAGCACAUGAUGGGCAGAGGCAGCCCACAAUCCGGCAAAGCCGAUCUAGAUGUCAACGUCCCUCGCUCAUCACCCCUUCCCCCUCCCGCAUAUGAAACAACCCGGGCGACAACCCGGGCCGACGAAAAGGAAGUAUUCUCGCAGAUCAAGAAGCCCCGCGUCCGAUACGACGUGGAGGUCGUGACCAAAUUGGUUGUAUAUGCAGGCAUCCCAUGGAUCGUCAUCAACGGCGCGCCCCCUGUGUUCGAAGUGCUCGGGCUCGGAGUUCCUUACUAG
Molecule: messenger RNA, 1596 nt
Organism: Penicillium atrosanguineum
Lineage: Eukaryota; Fungi; Ascomycota; Eurotiomycetes; Eurotiales; Aspergillaceae
Product: phosphatase PAP2 family protein
Exons: 5
Coding region: 1-1596 (531 amino acids)
Cellular component (GO): endoplasmic reticulum membrane
Molecular function (GO): sphingosine-1-phosphate phosphatase activity
Source: RefSeq, a predicted model, not a curated record